AGAAAGUUGAACUACCUGAUAAAAAUUCUGGCACAGAAAGAACCAUGAGUUGCCACGAUCAUCACGACUGCGAUCACCAUCACGGCACUGUUGCCGAAGAUGACGAUGGUAGCACAUGGGAAAUUGCAAAAGGAAAACGCAAGACCUUUCCAGCGACGAAGACCGCGUAUGCUCACAUUCUAGCGACUUCGAAAGCACAAAAAGCGACACAUGUAUCACCUGAGGCGGAGAUUCUUCAUCCUGACGCUACUGGUACAACUGGGUCUUCGACGAGAUCUUCUACAUCAAGCAGUUCAUCUGCAACAACCCCUACUCCUGCCGAACUCCAGUCGAUUGUGAUGCGAGAUAUUUUGGCAAAAAAAGAAAGUUUUACCAGUACGUCUGGUGAAACAACUGGUGCAGCUGCGGUAAAGGAAAUCCUAAGAGGUCUUGGACGAGAGCUGUCGAGCUCUAGCUCUUCUAGUUCUUUUGAAAUAGAAGAUGCCUCCGACGAACAACAUGAACAACAUGAACAAAACAACAAGGUGGAUCAUGAUGUUUACGACACCUUCGUCGCGUUGGGACUCGGUUCGUUCACUCAAAAUCGCAAUGCUCAAACGCAAAUGGCCUUGCUGCUCUGUCUCAUGGACGAGCUACUCCUUGGGACAUCGCCAUUGUUGAGAACAACAACCUCUAGGACACUCCUGAUUUACGACCCCGUGAUGACAGAGGUUGACAUCGCUGUCGCACAAGAGUUUGGUUUCGUUUUUUCGGAAAAUGCAGAGGCGUGCUGUGGUGCUGCUGAUCGUACAGCAAGUACACGCACUAGUACAACGUUAUCUCAAGAACAAAGCACGAAUUUAUCGCAAACAACCUACACGAAGAGGAACAAGAACAACAAGACUUUCUUCUAUAUGCCGACAUGCAUUUGGCCCGUUUAUGAGCGGGUCUUAGCUAGUGGGAUGGCAGACGUGCUGUUAGGGAAUGACAUUCUAGGUUGGGCGAGCGGUGCGAGUUCUCAGGCUUCUCUGGCAGACAUUGCUAGUAGGCCGAUUCGAAGGCACAAUCGGAUUCAGAGCUUGUGCGAAUGUUCCGCUAGGAACAAAAACAUCCUUGGGCAGGCUUUCGGAUAUUCCUUGGCGAUACAUGUCUUUGAAGACAGGAAAGCAGUGGAAAAGGUUGGUCAUGGUCACUUAUUAACUGAACAAGAAAACCACCUCUACGCAGCACUCUUUGAUGCUGGGAAAUGUACUGACGUACGACAGGGACAGAAUAAGGAAUCAAGAAGCUUUCGCUACAUCGCUUUUCCCCACUCGGUGGCGUCAAUAUUUUUUCCCUCGACCACCUCAUCUACUUCUACGUCGUCUUCUAUUUCUACAUCAAGCACAGCUACGCCAACAAGUGGACGAAACCUCCAACAUGUUGGUGGUAUUCCUUCUUCUACUGAAAGCAUCAAUUCUGCUGUGUUGAUUGGUAGCCGCGUUUGGGUCGAUUUGAAAUCUAUGCAGAUCGACGGCCGAGCUACUGUUGUAGGGCUACACGACAGGAGCAGCUCUUCAUCUAGCUCUAGUACAACAACUACCAGGAGUUGUCUGAAGCUUAAAUUCGACCGCUACGACGACGGAAGAGAAGGCCCAAAACGGAUUCUAGAAACUUUGUCGCAUUCGACAGGCGAUAUAGAAAAAAGGAUAAAAGGGUUACUGCUUCGACAUCAGGCGAAUGGGAGCAAUUUCCCAGUACCAGCGGUCCACCCAACGGUCCCAGUCUACCUCGUCCACGACACUGUGAAUUUUCGACAAUGCUGCGCCAUGCAGGUCAGGCCCGGGUAUGACAGAGUUUUAGAAGUUGGAUGCAGCACGGGCUUGCUCACGGAAGUACUCGUUAAGCAAAGACCGAAGUAUCUCUGUGCUGUGGAUUGCUCUCUGGACAUGGUGCUGAAAACAAGGGAAAGAAUAGUUGGACGAGGGAAAGAAUGUUGGAAGCACAAGGAGAUGCUACAGGAGAAAAAGAACAACGAUCAUAUUAGUAGACCAGAAGAUGUUGAAGUAGAAGAAGAUACAACUGCUCUUGGUCCUCUUGAAGAGAAGCGCGUAUCGAUCCAAGUGGCGGACAUUUUCCUACAACAAGAACUACAUCAAGACGAAACGUUUUUAACAGGGGAAGACUUCACGAUGGCUACCCUGGACAUAGGCGGCGAUCGAGAUGCUGAUCAAGUUGAGAGCGCUCUCUUCACUCUAAUGGCGCGCUUUCCUCGUCUAGAAGUCAUAGUGGUAAAGUGCGAGAAGCUCUGUCAACGAGAGGGAUUUGAGGAAGCUAAGCUGAAAACGAACAAGGUGGAGAAGGUUCAUCGUCGAGGGCAGAUGAAAGCGAAGCCCAGUAGAGGAGAUCAGAACAAGCGGGCUAGAGAACAGUCUACAAGAAGUACUGCUAGUACUAGUAGCAAUGUAGUUCUUGGUGCAGUUCUUGCAGGAGAUGGAGUCUACUCUGAGCAAGAUCAUGAUCACGCUCGCAAGUCACCAGAGUUGGUAGCAGGGUCUUCUGCCUUGUUGAUUAGUCAUGUUCAGUUAAAAAAGAAAAGGCGAAGACAGCGAAAACUCUUGGCGACGGAUUCUACGACAACGACCACUUGAGAUGGAAUUCGAAUCCAAAAGGACACAUCCCUAAUCCAAAAGUACACAUCCCUCCCCGCUCCCUUGUUCCACUAUCAGCUCUAUUUUGCGACAUACUUUACAUAUUUCAAGUACUCGAAAGUCCGAAUAUUUAAGAGUUUCGAUGUUGUGGAUUCGAGGACUUCGUCAUGGUAUAAUUGUUCUUGAUUGCUGCAAGUACAAGAACAAGGCCUGAUAAAUGGAUGCGGGACGAUAUUAAGAUCAUGUUGACAGCAAAACGUGUAAAGAUCCGAACAACAUAAAGAUGUUGUGAGACGGAGAAUCGAAUUCAAAUUUCUCGAGGACAUGAACCACAUCAUACAUCAGCCCAAGAAGAAGAAGAAGAAGUGAGGAUACUUAGAAGAACCAGAAUGUAGUUGAUGAUUGAGG
Molecule: messenger RNA, 3017 nt
Organism: Amoebophrya sp. A25
Lineage: Eukaryota; Dinophyceae; Syndiniales; Amoebophryaceae
Source: the annotation of a GenBank genome assembly